CUUCCUUCUCUCCCGGGGUAUGGAGCCACAGCGGAGUGCGGGACCGGGGAACCUUGAGGGGAUGGGCAGGCAGGACAGCUCCUCUUCCACUUAUGUAGGAUGCCACCUCAGAGGAGGGAGCGGAACCCUAAGGGCGCCCAGUUAUUCCUCCCUCCACUCUCCGACAUAGAGCCACAGCAUGGGGGCCUACUGGGCUCUGCGCUCCUCUCUCCUCCGGUCUGCAGGGGUCGCUGCAGAAGGCGCAGCAGUUGCACUACUGGGUGAUGGCGGCCUCAGCGAUUUCGUCUUCGGGGCCGCGGGUAGCCCGGACCAUGUUGGGGCAAGUGGUGCUGCCUGGGGAAGAGCUCCUGCUGCCCGAGUCGGCGGGGCCGGGCACCGAGGGCUCCGCGGAGCAGACGCUGCGCUUGGGGGCAGUAGUGCGGCCCCGCACCCGCGUGGUGUGUGGUCCGGGCCUGAGGCGCUGCGGUGACCGCCUACUGGUCACCAAGUGCGGGCGGCUUCGCCACAAAGAGCCCAGCGGUGGAGGUGGCGGUGGCGGCGGCGGCGUCUACUGGGUGGACUCCCAGCAGAAACGAUAUGUCCCCGUUAAAGGAGACCAUGUGAUAGGCAUUGUGACGGCUAAAUCUGGUGACUUAUUCAAGGUUGAUGUUGGAGGAAGUGAGCCAGCUUCUCUGUCUUACUUGGCAUUUGAAGGAGCAACCAAAAGAAACAGACCAAAUGUGCAGGUGGGAGAUCUCAUUUAUGGCCAGUUUGUUGUUGCCAAUAAAGACAUGGAGCCAGAGAUGGUCUGUAUUGAUAGCAAUGGAAGAGCAAAUGGAAUGGGUGUAAUUGGACAGGAUGGCCUGUUGUUUAAGGUGACACUCGGUUUAAUCAGAAAGCUUUUAGCUCCUGAAUGUGAAAUUAUCCAAGAGAUAGGAAAGCUCUACCCACUAGAGAUAGUAUUUGGAAUGAAUGGAAGAAUAUGGGUAAAAGCAAGAACUAUUCAACAGACUUUAAUUCUGGCAAAUGUUUUGGAAGCCUGCGAACACAUGACAACAGAGCAAAGGAAGCAGAUCUUUUCCAGAUUGUCAGAAAGUUGACCUCCGCUUCUCUGCUUCAUUCUUUAUGUGAAUAUGAUGUGAGCUUGUGGUGGUGACACUGAAGGUUUUAUAAGGACUUUUUCAUUUUCAGAUGGAAGCUUGCCUUUUCCCCAGUUCUUCAGGAUAAUGUACAGUAAAUGCUUUGGAAGUUUUUUAUUAGUAAGAAAGCCAUUAAUUGUACUUUGAUCUACCUGUAUUAAAAUGAGUAUAGAACAA
This is a messenger RNA of Gracilinanus agilis (Agile Gracile Mouse Opossum), 1295 nucleotides long. RefSeq names its product exosome component 3 (gene EXOSC3). The transcript is spliced from 4 exons. Lineage: Eukaryota; Metazoa; Chordata; Mammalia; Didelphimorphia; Didelphidae. Bases 264 to 1079 code for a protein of 271 amino acids. The record is from RefSeq and is a predicted model, not a curated record. Gene Ontology annotation, biological process: CUT catabolic process; nuclear polyadenylation-dependent rRNA catabolic process; exonucleolytic trimming to generate mature 3'-end of 5.8S rRNA from tricistronic rRNA transcript (SSU-rRNA, 5.8S rRNA, LSU-rRNA). Gene Ontology annotation, cellular component: nuclear exosome (RNase complex); cytoplasmic exosome (RNase complex). Gene Ontology annotation, molecular function: RNA binding.